Molecule: messenger RNA, 557 nt
Organism: Sorex araneus (European shrew)
Lineage: Eukaryota; Metazoa; Chordata; Mammalia; Eulipotyphla; Soricidae
Gene: LYZL4
Product: lysozyme like 4
Exons: 4
Coding region: 1-489 (162 amino acids)
Biological process (GO): fusion of sperm to egg plasma membrane involved in single fertilization
Cellular component (GO): sperm flagellum; acrosomal vesicle
Molecular function (GO): lysozyme activity
Source: RefSeq, a predicted model, not a curated record
AUGAAGGUCCCCCUGGCGCUCUCCCUCAUUAGCUACCUGGUGGUUCCAAGUGGCGCUGCUGUCUUGGGGCGCUGCAUCGUGGCUAAGAAGCUCCUCCGAGGAGGCUUGGAUUACUUUGAGGGCUAUAGCCUUCAAAACUGGGUGUGCCUGGCCUACUUUGAGAGCAAGUUCAACCCUACAGCGAUCUACGACAACGUGCGUGGUGACUUCAUGGGCUUUGGCCUCUUUCAGAUGCGCAACAAUGACUGGUGUGACCACGGCAGGAACCUCUGCCACGUUUCAUGUUAUGCCUUACUGAAUCCAAAUUUAAAGAAGACAAUUGAAUGUGCCAAGAAAAUAGUAAGAGGAAAAGAUGGGAUGGGAGCCUGGCCCUCCUGGACCAUGAACUGCCAGAACUCAGACACCUUGGACCGGUGGUUGGAUGGGUGCCAUCUGAAGAGGCACUCCAAGCAAGUGCUCAUGGCAUCUACCGUUAUCGCCCUUCACUGAAUUCUGGUGGUCAUCUCACCAUUUGAUAGCGCCUGAUGGAAAGGAUAAAGGUUUGCUUUACCAAGGGA